This is a messenger RNA of Sesamum indicum (sesame), 2849 nucleotides long. RefSeq names its product putative galactinol--sucrose galactosyltransferase 6. The record is from RefSeq and is a predicted model, not a curated record. NCBI's taxonomy places the organism in Eukaryota, Viridiplantae, Streptophyta, Magnoliopsida, Lamiales, Pedaliaceae.
UCCCACCACUAUAAAUACCCCCUCCCUCAACACAUCUCCUGCAUUCACUUCUCGUCUCGCAUUCUUUCUUCCUUUGAAGAACAGAAAUCUAUUAUCCCCGAGGCGUGUUUCUUCUUCUCAGCUCUCGUUUUCUUCACCUAAUCGCGUUCUCGCUUACAGGGGUAGUGAGGUAGAGCGUAAGGAAGCUAAUAACAGCAAGCAAUCAGCCAUGACGAUCAAACCAGCUGUUCGGAUUGCGGAGAGGAAGCUUGUGGUGAAGGACAGGACAAUCCUCACCAACGUGCCGGAAAAUGUGAUCGCCACCUCCGGCGCUGAAGCGGGGCCUGUUGAGGGUGUGUUCUUGGGUGCGGCGUUCGACAAAGACAGCAGCAGUCACGUGGUUUCGCUAGGAACACUGCGUGAUGUGCGGUUCCUGGCGUGUUUCAGGUUCAAGUUGUGGUGGAUGGCACAGAAGAUGGGGGACAAGGGUCGUGAUAUCCCACUGGAGACGCAGUUCUUGCUGGUGGAAACCAAAGAGGGGUCGCAUUUGGAAUCUGAUGUAGAUGGUGAUGAGGAGAAUAAGGUUGUCUACACUGUGUUUCUGCCUUUGAUUGAAGGGCCCUUUAAAGCUUGUCUCCAGGGGAAUGAAGCGGAUGAGUUAGAAUUGUGCCUGGAAAGUGGUGAUACUGAGACUGUUGGAUCGACUUUCACUCAUGCUGUUUAUAUUAGUGCAGGAACGGAUCCAUUUGGCACGAUAUACGAAGCCAUUAAAGCCGUAAAAUUGCGACUUGGAACCUUUAGAUUGAGGCAUGAGAAGAAGUUGCCUGGGAUUGUCGAUUACUUUGGGUGGUGCACAUGGGAUGCUUUCUACCAGGAGGUGACUCAAGAGGGGGUGGAAGCUGGCCUUGCGAGUCUUGAGGCUGGCGGGACGCCGCCGAAGUUCGUCAUCAUUGACGAUGGUUGGCAGUCUGUGGGAUCUGAUGAAAAUCGACAAGAAGCGCCACAAGAACCACAACCAGAACAACAGCCUGGGCAGCCACAGAUUCUGAGGCUGACCGGAAUUAAAGAAAACGCCAAGUUCCAAAAGAAGGAGGACCCUUCUACGGGGAUCAAGAAUAUUGUCAACAUCGCAAAAGAGAAACACGGAUUGAAGUAUGUUUAUGUGUGGCACGCGAUUACGGGCUAUUGGGGUGGGGUGAGGCCCGGGGUGAAGGAGAUGGAGGAGUAUGGAUCAGCUAUGCAGUAUCCAAAGUUGUCCAAGGGGGUUCUGGAGAAUGAGCCAGGGUGGAAAACUGAUGCAAUUGCUUUGCAGGGGUUGGGUUUGGUGAAUCCCAAGAAUGUUUACAAGUUUUACAAUGAGUUGCACAGCUAUUUGGCUUCUGCGGGGAUAGAUGGUGUGAAAGUGGACGUGCAGUGUAUAUUGGAGACUCUUGGGGCUGGUCUUGGAGGCAGGGUUGAGAUAACCAGGCAGUAUCAUCAAGCACUGGAUGCUUCCGUUGCUAGGAAUUUUCCUGACAAUGGCUGCAUCGCCUGCAUGAGCCACAACCUUGAGUCACUCUACUGCUCAAAACAAACUGCUAUCGUCAGAGCAUCCGAUGAUUUCUACCCGCGGGAUCCUGUUUCGCAUACCAUCCACAUAGCUGCAGUUGCAUAUAACAGUGUGUUCUUGGGAGAAGUAAUGCUGCCUGACUGGGACAUGUUCCAUUCUCUACAUCCGGCGGCAGAGUACCACGGAUCAGCCAGGGCUCUCAGCGGUGGACCUGUCUAUGUUAGUGAUGCGCCCGGAAAGCACAACUUUGAUCUUCUGAGGAAGCUUGUUCUCCCUGAUGGUUCCAUUCUCCGAGCUCGCUUGCCUGGCCGACCCACCAAGGAUUGCCUAUUUUCUGACCCCGCCCGUGACGGUGUUAGCUUGUUGAAGAUAUGGAACAUGAACAAGUACACUGGAGUUCUUGGAGUAUACAACUGUCAAGGUGCAGCAUGGAACAGUGUUGAGAGGAAGAACACUUUCCACCAAACCAAAUCCGAAUCAAUCACCGGCUAUGUCAGGGGCCGCGACGUUCAUCUCAUUUCAGACGUUGCGCUCGACUCCAACUGGGAUGGAAAUGUCGCUCUCUACUCUCACAGGAGUGGCGACAUUAUCACCCUGCCGUAUAAUGUAGCCUUGCCAGUCUCCCUCAAGGUCCUAGAGCAUGAGAUCUUCACCGUCACACCGAUCAAAGUACUGGCACCUGGGUUCCGCUUUGCACCAUUUGGGCUCAUUGACAUGUUCAAUGCUGGUGGAGCAAUAGAAGGGCUCAAAUAUGAAGUGAAGGCUGCUGCACAAUCAUCAGAAGGAAACGGUGUUGCUGGAGAGAGAGUCGAGAACUUGAGCUCGGAGGUUGUGGCAGUCAUUUCCAUGGAAGUAAAGGGCUGUGGCCGUUUCGGUGCUUACUCAUCGGCUAAGCCUAGAAAAUGCACAGUGGGAUCUGCAGUGGUCGACUUCGAAUACGACUUGGCCUCUGGCCUGGUAACCUUCAACUUGCUCGAGAUGCCCCGGGAGGAUCAGAAAGUCCACAACGUCGUGAUUGAAUUAUGAAGUUAUCAUUACUUCAUUGCUAGAUUUUGAGCAUGAUGAGGAACUAUUGAGCUAUGUAAAGUUUGGGGAGAGGAGCAGAGAGGUUCCCCUGAGAUUCACGAUGAGCCUCUGUACUGGGCUUGGAAAGUUAGGAUAUUUCAUCCCAUAUCUGCUUAGGAACCCCAAUUUGAUUGUACCCUCAAUUCAUCUUCCUGCUAGGAAGAAACCCAUACAACUAGAAUAAUAUCAAAUGGCUGCAUUUGUGGAAUUAUGUAAUUUUCACCCAUCUAGUGAGAGCUGUUGUUGUUUGAGUUAA